Messenger RNA from Bactrocera dorsalis (oriental fruit fly), 3783 nucleotides. RefSeq names its product potassium voltage-gated channel subfamily KQT member 4 (gene KCNQ). Gene Ontology annotation, molecular function: voltage-gated potassium channel activity. Gene Ontology annotation, biological process: potassium ion transport; transmembrane transport. Lineage: Eukaryota; Metazoa; Arthropoda; Insecta; Diptera; Tephritidae. The transcript is spliced from 20 exons. Bases 639 to 3608 code for a protein of 989 amino acids. The record is from RefSeq and is a predicted model, not a curated record. Gene Ontology annotation, cellular component: membrane.
UUAGGUAUUUUUCAAAACUAGCCUCUCGGCAACUCUGUCAAAUUCACUUAUUGACUUUAAGUAAAUAUUAGCUGCACCAAAUACUACUAUGCACAUUUGUAAUGAUCACAGUUUCUAUUUCUUCUUGCUUCUUGCUUAUCUAAGCAAAAAUUCAACCAAAUCUUAUCUUCACGCUAAUAACACGCCUUCUCGCACAAACAACCACUUCGGUACUUUUGUAAGAGUAAAAGCAAGCACAGUGAGCGUCAUUCCCCGACGACCUCGUCAUUUUCCAACUCGAAGGUGUUAAUUGAGUUGUAAACUUAAAUUUGCAUGUUCCAUUAGAUACGAAAAAUUACUAUUCCCAAGCGGUUAGUCGCGUACGGUCGACACAAGCUGAUGAGGUGCGUGACUAAUGAGCUCCAGCAACAAUUUGGCAAAAGUCUACAAGUGCAAACACAUCGCUUUACAUUAAACAAUAAAAAAACGAAGAAAUAUACCAACAAUUGCGGGUUUUGUGUGUAUUUUUGUUUUGGUUUUGGGUGCCUUUCAAAUUGGGCUUAUUUGCUUUACGGCCGAUUUGAAUUUACUCGCCGUUUAACACUUGCAUUUUAAGAUCAUGUAAGUCCAAUCCAGCGAACGGACAUCUUCGACCGCGAAUGUCACUCAUAGGGAAGCCGCUGACCUACAAUCGCGGCACACGCCGUGACGCCCGUUAUAGGCGGUUACAAAGUCGUGUAUAUAAUUUUUUAGAGCGACCGCGCGGUCUGCCUGCAGUUUUGUAUCACAUCAUGGUGUUUUUUAUGGUAUUCACUUGCUUAGCUUUAAGCGUCUUCUCCACGAUCGAAGAGUACGAGAAAGAUGCAAUUUAUAUACUAUUUCGUAUGGAGAUAUUAGUAGUAAUAUGGUUUUCGUUGGAGUUCUGUUUCAGACUGUGGUCAUCCGGCUGCCGUUCACGUUAUCAAGGAUGUGUGGGACGUCUGAAAUUCGUGAAACGACCCUUUUGUAUUAUAGAUAUUAUAACAAUAGCCGCCUCGUCGGUGGUGUUGGGCAUGGGCACCUCGGGUCAGGUGUUCGCAACAAGUGCACUUCGGGGGCUGCGCUUCUUUCAAAUACUGCGCAUGGUGCGCAUGGAUCGUCGUGGCGGCACGUGGAAGUUGCUGGGCAGCGUCGUUUACGCACAUAGACAGGAACUCAUAACGACAAUGUACAUAGGUUUCUUAGGGCUAAUAUUUGCAUCAUUCCUCGUUUAUUUAAUGGAAAAGGAUGUCAAUAAAAAAUUUAGUAACUUCGCACAGGCGUUAUGGUGGGGUGUAAUCACUCUGUGUACAGUGGGCUAUGGUGAUAUGGUGCCCGAAACGUGGCAGGGCAAAUUAAUUGCGUCCUUCUGCGCGUUAUUGGGCAUUUCGUUCUUUGCAUUGCCAGCGGGCAUUCUUGGCAGCGGUUUCGCCUUGAAAGUGCAGCAGCAGCAACGGCAAAAGCACAUGAUACGGCGACGACAGCCGGCCGCCACGCUCAUACAGGCCGUUUGGCGUUGUUACGCCGCGGACGAGCAUUCAAUAUCGAUCGCCACCUGGAAAGUACACGAAGUGCCUUUACCAAGUCCGCCCACCUCUUCUGAAUAUUGGGAUAGAUUAUUUAAGAAUUUAAGUGAAUAUAGACGAGCUUCAUCUAGCUUUAAGCACAAUGCCUCAUUCGUAACGCGUCUCCCAACCAUAAGGCGGCACCGCAGCCAGAAUAUGCCACCGCGCGAGGUAAACACCAUUAUACCGCAAGGCCCGUCAAAGAUCACCAAAUACACGCGUACAAUGCGAGAGAUUAAUACAUCUGUGGAGAAUUUGGAAAUAAUACAAAAUGGCAAAACUUUAGAUCCCUGUUUUAGUGAAGAUUCGGUGGUAGAAACAAGUGUUUUGAAAAAGAAUUCCGAUGCAACUCCCAAACCUCGACUUAUCGAUUAUCAGCAGAGGUUCAGCUCUCUUUCUCUUGGAAGUUUUUGUAGGAAUACAACGGACAACAACAAGCAACAACCACAACAAACGACGCAAACGCGCACCAAUACACCGUGUGCCACAACAACACAACAAAAACCAAACUCUUUCCGGAAUCUCUGUUCAUCAGUUCUCAGUAAUAACAAAGUUUCGAGCGUGCAACCGCUACCGCCAAAUAAGAACGAAAUAGUGGCGAAUAAUGCGAGCAAUAGCCCCUCUCCAAUACCUGUGAUACUUUGCGGCUUCAUGCAGGGCGACUUCUUCGGUUCGAAUUUUUCACUGCCUCAAACAUCGACAUGCGACGAGACGCGUGAUAGUGAACUUUACAAUCGGGCGCAGUACCUCGAGCCGCGCCUACUGGCCAGUGUGCAUGACAAGCGCGGCAAUAGUGUGCGUGAGGGACGAUGUCGCUUCGGUGGUUUGACCAUUGGUGGCGCCGGCGGCGGUGUCGGAGGUGUUCCACGUAGACGUGCUGGAUGCACAGAGAGUGGGUACUCGUGUAGUAACCUUAUGGAUAGCCUUUGUAGUCGAAAUUGCUGUACUCAAGCAAAUAAUGAAGACGAGGAGCCGCGAUAUACGCAAUUGACGAGUCAACAUAAGACGGCCAUACGAUUCAUCAGAAAGCUGAAAUACUUUGUGGCUCGGCGCAAAUUCAAAGAAGCUCUCAAGCCGUAUGACGUUAAAGAUGUGAUGGAACAAUAUGCAGCGGGUCACGUGGACCUGCUAAGUCGGGUCAAAAAUGUGCAUGCAAGACUCGACCAAAUCCUUGGCAAGCAAGGAUCAAAAUCAAAAGAUGUUUACGCUUCUAAAAUUAGUUUAGCUUCGCGAGUAGUCAAAGUAGAGCGACAGGUCGCUGAUAUUGAAGAAAAAUUAGAUGUACUUAUUAAAGCUUAUAUGGAGGAUCGUGAACGCUUCUUAGCACUUCCAUUGUCUACACAGCCUGUAGUUAAACAUUCCAAUAAUAACAAUGAAGAUCACUCGAAACGGGGCGAUUGGGCGACGGGCAAUAAUAAACCUAGUAAUAGUAAUAAUACUAAUAGUACACAUGCGACAAUCAGUGCUAGAAGAGAUUUCUUCUCGGCGACGAAAAUCGGGGUCAGGGAUGACAAUAAGGUUUCCGAUGCGCGUGCGUUUGCGCCAUCCUUCGAUUUAGCGUCGGUUAGUCCUUUUAAACUAUAUAGUGAUAAUGCCAUAUCCGAAAUAGAAAAUCCAAAAAAACGUGUAACUCUAAGAUCCGCCUCCAAUCCUUGUGAUAGAGGAAUUUAUAAAGAAGAUAAUUUUGCUAUAACGAUACCUGGUCUAAAUGAACCCUUAAGUAGUAGCCUAAAACCGAAUUUACGAAAGGAAAACUCAAUUAUACUCAUCGAUGAGGUUGAAGACUUCGAAGAGGAGGAUCUUAAUUGCGAAGGCGAAAUGGAUCAUUACCCCUCAUGGGAGAUCGAUAGUGAUGCCGGUGCUAAUGUUGAUCUCGAUUGCGAAGUGGCGGCAGAAGAUACCGCUCUGCUGCAACAAAGAUCUCAUACGAAAAUUAUUAUUACUUCCGUUACGCCUGUAAGCUCAGCAAAUAAUCUCACAGAUUUAGAUAAUGAAUCCGCGGACACGCCUACAAAAUCAUCAUUACUUUUCCCGCAAUCUGGUUAAAUAGUAGAAAUUAAAUUUAUUUAUUUUUUUCUUGUUUAUUCCAUUUGUGUUCAGAUUUAAGUAAAAACAAUUUUUUAACUAAAACAAAAGAAAAUUUAGAAAAGUUAAUAAAGCAAAUUUUAAAACUCAUUUAAAUAGGAAAUUAAAACGAAUAAAAUUAUUUAAUUAAAGAAAA